Nothobranchius furzeri (turquoise killifish) is the source of this 1680-nucleotide messenger RNA. It is a transcript of the gene kctd4, whose product is annotated as potassium channel tetramerization domain containing 4. Gene Ontology annotation, biological process: protein homooligomerization. The record is from RefSeq and is a predicted model, not a curated record. Gene Ontology annotation, molecular function: protein binding. NCBI's taxonomy places the organism in Eukaryota, Metazoa, Chordata, Actinopteri, Cyprinodontiformes, Nothobranchiidae.
UCCCUGUGUGUGACGCCGUUUGCACACCCACUCUUAAAGAGAGACAGAGGGAGAGAGGAGGGACACGGAGCAGCACACAGAGCCAGUCUGUUUGCAGCUCCCACCUCACUGGAGCUCCUCUGCCAGACAGCGCUCACCCAUCAGCCGCCACACUCCCUCAAACUCCUCUCCUCUCACUGCGCGACAGCUGACAACACGCUCCGCUCCCCCGGCUGCGCCGCAGGACCAACAUUCAACCGGGAAGACAAAACACGGACCCGAUUCCAAACGAGCAGGGACGCCAGCUUUAAGGAGGAGGCUGGGUUGAGGCUGGAGGGGGUGACUGGAGAAUGGAAUGGAACCUCAGAAGGAUGGAAAGUGAAUUGAGGCACAUCAACCCAGACCUGCUGCAGCCCAGCAAAAGCUUCAAGAAGCCCUCUUCAGGUACCAUCACCCUAAAUGUAGGGGGGUUCCUUUACACCGCCCAUCGGACCACCCUUUCCAAGCACCUGGGGUCCUUCCUGGAGGAGCUGGCCAAUGGUAAAAAGCCCGUUCAGCACACCGACUCUAUGGGUAACCCCUUCAUUGACAGAGAUGGCCCAGUUUUUCGUCAUGUUCUCAACUAUCUCAGAACCGGAGAGCUGCAGCUACCUGAUGACUUUCGGGAGGCGGGGCUUCUGCGGCGGGAAGCUGACUUUUACCGGUUGAGUGAACUGGUUGAAGCAGUCAUCGAAUGGGAAAGCCAACGAGCCGCGCAGCGAGAGCCCGCGUUUUUGGAGGUGACAGAUAGCCACGACAGGUCCCAGGGCCUCAAGGUGUACUGCAGCGACGCCACCUUCAUAGAGAAGGUGAAGGCACGGCUGGUGCAGAUCUCCAAGAGCCGCCUGGAUGGCUUUCCAGAAGAGUUCGUAGUGUCGUCCAACGUGAUCCAGUUCCGCCACUUCAUCAAGUCGGAGCCUGGCUCGCGGCUCGUUCUGAAGGAGGACAGCACCUUCUUGUGCACGCUUGACUGUCUGAAACUAGAAACGGUGAUGCUAGCUUUAAAAUCCGGCUUCAAGUUGGUAACCAGCCUCGACAGCAGCAAAGGCUCCGUGGUGGCGGCCGAGGCCCUGCACUUUGUCAAAUAGAACAAGAAGGAAAAGUAGAUCAGCAAGGAGGGAACUCCUGAUUCUCUUGCAGAUGUAAAACUAAGAUGUUGUGACGUGUUUGGUAGGAGAUGGAGAACAGGUGGGGUGGACUAGCAACAAUGUUUGUGUCUUUACUGCAAAGUGGUGACAUAUAAAUAAAGUUCAGAGUGGUUGUUUACAGCAGAAUGACAAAAAGCGACUCUGCUCUGUGUGUGUGUGUGUGUGUGUGUGUGUGUGUGUGUGUGUGUGUGUGUGUGUGUGUGCGUGUGUGCGUGCGUGCGUGCGUGUGAGAGAGAGACAGAGGUAGAGUGUGCUGAUGAGUGCGGGUGUGAGUUGCUGCGCUGCAUUGGUGUAAUAGCUCAUGUUUAGCUUGUUAGCCAUUUGAAGCCCGAAGGUUGAUUCGGAAAGUCGAGCUUCACCAGAGAGCCGUGGUUAUUGUAAAGGGCUUUGCACCCAGCAUGAUGCAUGUGCACUGAAUAAACCGUGUGUUUGUCAGCGCUGUGAGCCUCUGUGCAGAUGGUGUCACAACUAUUUUAAAUGUGAAUAUUUUACAAAUAAAACAAUCAAACUCUUA